UUCUCAUCAACACAAACAAGUAUCGAUCAGCUUGCUUCACCACCACAAAAUCCACACUCCACUGCUAUCAAGCUUCAAGCAUCAGAGAGUUCAGGCAGACCAUUGAGCGGCAUCAUCUCCUCCAACGCGGCGAGAAGAACAGAGUUGUAGAGAGAUCAUGGCGGGUGCGGCGAAGGCGUCAUGGAUGGUUGCGAUGAGCGUGGGCGCCGUGGAGGCGCUCAAGGAUCAGGCCGGGCUCUGCCGCUGGAACUACGCGCUCCGGUCCAUCCACCGGACUGCCAAGGCCAGGGCCAACGUCCGUGGCGGCGUCUCGCAGGGCGCAAGGCAGCUUCCGGCUUCCGCAGCGGUGGCGGAGAAGCGACGAGCAGAGAAGACCGAAGAGGGGCUGAGGACCGUGAUGUACCUCAGCUGCUGGGGUCCCAAUUAGUACUACUAGCUACCAAGAGGUGUUUUCUCCUAGCUCCAGCAUCUGUUAGAAACUUCUAGCAACAACCACGCCGUGUGACUUGGCUGGUUAAUUCCCUGCCGAUUAUAAAUACGUAUCACGAUGAUGAUGAUGAAACCUUUCCCCACUUCGAGUUCACAUUAUCCUUCUUCAGAAAGGUUUGAAUUGCCUUUCAAACUGAUCUGUUUGUUUCAAAUUCUUUGGGAAGAUUGUUGUUUCGAGUUGGGCGCAAGCUUUGCCUGUUGCUCUGUUCGAUGGGCAGAGCAUUGAUCCUGCUCCAUUUUCCGCCAGCUUGUGCAGAUGAUAAUCAAAACCUUCUUUUUUUUGCGAA
Aegilops tauschii subsp. strangulata is the source of this 776-nucleotide messenger RNA. RefSeq lists its product as uncharacterized. The record is from RefSeq and is a predicted model, not a curated record. NCBI's taxonomy places the organism in Eukaryota, Viridiplantae, Streptophyta, Magnoliopsida, Poales, Poaceae.